UUAAAAAAAAGGAAAAGAGCAUAGUAGUUUUGAGAAUCUUAGAUAAAAGGACACUCACUCGCUUGCUCACUUUGGCUUUGUGCUCCUCAAAAACAGAGUACACUCAUUCACUCACUCACUACUCUUAUCACAUGGCUCGGAGCUCCACAACUAUGAAAUGGGUCUUCUCCUUCCUCCCUUUAUUCCUGCUCCAUUUCUCCCUCACAAUCACCGCAGAAGACGGGUUAGUAGCAAAUGGAGAUUUUGAGUUAAGCCCAUCAAACGGGUUCCCUAGUGAAGCAAUAGUAGAGGGACCGAGUGAAGUCCCAAACUGGAAAUCAAACGGCACCGUUGAGUUAGUUGAAUCAGGGCAAAAACAAGGUGGGAUGAUCCUGAUCGUACCACAAGGUAGACACGCAGUUAGACUAGGCAACGACGCUGAGAUUAGCCAAGAAUUACCGGUAGAAAAGGGUUCACUUUACUCGGUCACGUUUUGUGCAGCUCGCACGUGUGCUCAGCUCGAAUCUCUUAAUGUGUCAGUGGCAGGUGCAUCACAGACGAUAGACCUGCAGACACUCUACAAUGUACAAGGUUGGAACCCUUACGCGGUUUCUUUCAAUGCGGAUACUGAGAGUUUUAGGUUGGUAUUUAAGAAUCCAGGUAUGGAGGAUGACCCUACUUGUGGCCCCAUUAUUGAUAACAUUGCUAUCAAGAAGCUUUUCACUCCUGAUAAGCCCAAAGACAAUGCAGUAAUCAAUGGUGAUUUUGAAGAAGGUCCAUGGAUGUUUAGGAACACUUCAAUGGGUGUACUACUUCCAACAAACCUAGACGGAGAAACUUCAUCACUACCUGGUUGGAUAGUUGAAUCAAAUCGAGCCGUCCGCUACAUUGAUUCCGAUCACUACACCGUUCCACAAGGACGGAGAGCCAUCGAGCUUCUCUCCGGAAAGGAAGGCAUCAUAUCGCAAAUGGUCGAAACCAAACCCGACGAGACAUAUAGCUUGACAUUUUCAUUAGGUCAUGCUGAUGACAAAUGCAAGGAACCUCUUGCUGUCAUGGCCUUUGCAGGUGACCAAACUCAAAACUUUCAUUACACUCCAAAUUCAAAUUCUACAUUCCAAAUUUCUAGCCUCAAUUUCACUGCCAAGGCUGAUAUGACUAGAAUUGCUUUCUAUAGUGUUUACUACAAUACUAGAAGUGAUGAUAUGAGUUCUCUCUGUGGGCCUGUUGUGGAUGAUGUCAGGGUUUGGUUUUCUGCCUCUAAUGGGCUUCGUGGGUUAGGCUUUGUAAGACUUGGCCUUGGGAUUUUGGGUUUAGUUUUAGUUCUUGUCUAAAGGGGUUUCAUUAUGUUUUGCUUUGUUUACUUUUAUUUCUACAAGCCUAAUAGGUGAAGUCACAUUCUCCAAAAUUGUUGUAUUGUGAAUUGGCAUUAAGUUUAUAGUUUAUGCUAUAUUAAAAUUUUAAAAUGAAAAUCAGAAUGAGUAGUUGUAUGUGUCA
Cicer arietinum (chickpea) is the source of this 1476-nucleotide messenger RNA. RefSeq names its product protein BIIDXI. Lineage: Eukaryota; Viridiplantae; Streptophyta; Magnoliopsida; Fabales; Fabaceae. The record is from RefSeq and is a predicted model, not a curated record. Gene Ontology annotation, cellular component: plasma membrane.